Messenger RNA from Rubroshorea leprosula, 4706 nucleotides. NCBI's taxonomy places the organism in Eukaryota, Viridiplantae, Streptophyta, Magnoliopsida, Malvales, Dipterocarpaceae. The record is from the annotation of a GenBank genome assembly.
AAUUUGUUAGAAUAUAAUUGAUUAGUAUAUUUGUUUUAUGGAUUGAUCCUUUACUGCAGUAUUAUUGAUUAGAUAUAUGAAGACUACUAGGGUUCGAGGGAAGGAUGCGGCGGCCAAAGAGGACAGUGACUUCCGACGGCAACAAGGGCUUAGGAGGCGAAUUCCAGGGUUCAGUAAUCAGUUGUCAGGACAGGCUCGGACGUUCUUUUUCUACAAUUUUCCUGAGAAUUUGAGGGCAAAGGAUCUGUGGUAUUGUUUUCAAGGGUAUGGAAAGGUAGUUGAUGUAUUUGUGCCGAACAAGAGAGAUAAAUGGGGGAAAAGAUUUGGUUUUGUUCGUAUGGUAGGGGUGAUGAACGAGUAUAGAAUGGAGAAGAGGCUUAAUGAGAUUUGGUUCGGGUUUUAUAAGUUACGGGUGAGGAUCGCUGAUCACCCAUUGAAGCAGAGUGCAGGGCAGGAAAAGAUGACAAGGAGCAAUGCGAAUAGAUUGGUUCAACCUGGGCAGUCUUAUGCACAGGCGGUUGUGGGGAACAAUCAGAGGUAUGUCAAGAAACAGGAUAACGAAAAGGGAGUACCUGAAAAGGAGAAAGGUAAGGUUCAGGUGGAAAUGGUCCCAGUGCAGACAGUACAGCUUGAUAAGAAUGAGCAGGUUGACUCAAGUGAUACGAUGCAGGGGCAGAUGGGGACGGUGGGGAGUGUAGGGGAUCAAGCCCAAGCGGCAACCAUUGAUUUUUCUCCGAUGGAGGAGGAGCUACAUUGGCUGGAGGGGGGUAUGGUGGCAUUAUUAAAGUCAUUAAGGUCAAUUACGAGCAUACAGGAUAUUAUCGAUGUGGAUGGAGGGUUGAUUUCAGUAUCACCUUUAGGGGGCAGAUCAGUGUUGUUAACUAAAAAAGUGAAAGGUUACCUGGGUGAGUUCAUGGAGCAGAAUAAAGAAUUGUUUGACACAUGGUUUGAAUCCAUAAGGCCAUGGGCAAUGGCAACUUCGUUGAGAAGUAGACUAGUUUGGUUGCGAGUUUCAGGCAUCCCGUUAAAAGCAUGGUCUGAUAGGUGUUUUUCAUUGAUCGGAGGAACAGUGGGUGAGGUGGUGAUGGUGCAUGAUGAUACCAGAAAUAAAUUGUUUAUGUGUGAAGGAAGGGUUUUAGUUCUUUGUAGUGAGGAAUUCAAAAUUGCCAAGAAUGUACAAUUGAAGAUUGAGGGCCAGUCAUAUGAGGUGGGGGUUGUGGAGGAAGAAUGGAGGUCAGAUCCCGACUGUAUUGACGAGAUUAGCGCCGAGGAUGAUGAUAGCAUUGAUUUGGAGCAGUUUCAGAAGGAAGGAGUUUUGAAUUCAAAUAAUAAGGAAUUAACGGGUCAGGAGGAAGCAGGCAUGAGUGGCGGGAUUGAACAAUAUGGGAGGAUAGAGGACUUGCAUGGGCUGGUAAAGGAUAAUGGGUUGAUAGAUGUUAUUGGGCCGAGAGUUAGUCUUAAUGGGAUGGUUGAAAAUUGGGAGAGAAAAUCGAGAAGAUCAAGCAGAUUGGGUGACUGGGCGGACGAAGUAAAGGCGCGCAAGGAGGGUGAAGGCGCAACAGUUGCCAGCAGAAUCGGGAAAGACGCAGCAGAUGCUAGCAGAAUUGGGAAGGAAACAUCAAGAAGGAAGAUGUGCCUCUAUCUCAGAUGGGUGUAUUGCUCACCGGAACCGUGUGAUUCAACAGGAUCUAAGUCUGCAAGAGGUAAGAAGAUUGAUUACAGCUGGGCGACGGUUGGGCAUGCAGUUCCAAGGAAAGGGUUGAGGGGUACGGUGAAGAGGAGGGAACUGGGUAACUUAGUAAGGGUAGAGAAACCAGAUUUUUUAUUUGUACAGGAGACAAAAUUAGAAGAGGUAGAGGAAGGAUUGUGUAAAAUGUUGUGGUAUUCCGAUGAGUUUGGUUGGAGUAUGAAGAGCUCGGUUGGAGCAUCUGGAGGGUUGUUGUGUGUGUGGAACAGGACAGUUUUUGUCAAAUUGGAGGAAUUUACAGGGGAUGGGUACUUGGGUAUAAAAGGGGUUUGGGGUUCAAAAGAGGAGCCGUGUGUUUUUGUGAACGUAUAUGCUUCGAGUGAUAAAAGGAGCAAGGCUGCGUUAUGGGAUGAGCUGAGCCAGAAAAUUACAAAAGAGGGUGGGAGAUGGUUGCUGGCAGGGGACUACAAUGUUGUUCGGUGUCUUGAAGAAAAAAGGGGAAGGACAGGUAUGAGUGUUGAUAUGUCGGAGUUUGAUGCUUUCAUAGAGACAACAGGAUUGGUUGAUAUUAAGUUGCCCAAUCGGAAGUUUACAUGGUAUAGACCGGAUGGUACAUCCAUGAGCAGAUUGGAUAGGAUACUGAUGACUGUGGAGAUGAGCAGUAUGGAAUUUAAGACAGUAGUUGAAGGAAAAUGGAAUGAGAUGGUGGUUGAUGGGUUUGCAAGUUUUCGAUGCUUACAGAAAUUAAAGAUGCUGAAGAAAUUUUUGAAAUGGUGGAAUAAGGAAGUGUUUGGGGAUAUAGAAGUUCAAUUUCAAGCUACUAUGGAUAAAGUUGCGCAGAUGGAUAUGAAGAAUGAAGAGGCUGAUUUAGAAGGGGAAGAGUUGGCUGAAAGACAAGAAGGCUUUCAUGAAAUGUGGGAAAUUAUGAAGAAAAGGGAGAUUUUAUGGAAGCAGAAAUCAAGAUGUAGCUGGGCAAAAUUAGGGGAUGCUAAUACGAGGUUUUUUCACAAAGUUGCAAAUGGUAGAAAGGUUCAUAAUAACAUUAAUGGGUUUGCAUGUGAAGGCAAGUGGGUGGAGGAGCCAAAGGAGGUGAAGAAAGAGGUUGUCAGGCACUUUAGUAAGAUGUUUGCUGGAGAAUCAUGGCAACAUCCCAAGCCUGUCGGAAUCAAUUUUAAUCAGAUCUCCAAAGAGAAGAAAGCGGAAUUAGAAAGGCCCUUUUCUGUAGAGGAGAUUGAGGAAGGAUUGAAGAGCUGUGAGGGAACAAAAGCUCUCGGGCCGGACGGAUUCAAUUUUAAUUUUCUCAAAUGUGUGUGGAACUGUUUGAAGGAGGAUUUUAUGAGCUUUUUUGAGGAAUUCCAUCAGAACGGCAGGUUAGUAAGAGGAUUAAAUUCUUCUUUCAUAUCAUUAAUCCCUAAGAAGUUGAAUCCUUUAGAAUUAAAGGAUUUUAGACCUAUUAGUUUGAUUGGAUGUCUGUAUAAGUUAUUGGCUAAGGUGCUGGCUAAUAGGCUAAAGGGCGUAAUGUCGGGGUUAAUUAGUGACACGCAAUCUGCUUUUCUGGGGGGUCGUCAAUUGGUUGAUAGUGUUCUAGUGCUAAAUGAGGUGGUCGAUGAGGUUAAAUUGAAGAAACAAAAGGCCUUCGUUUUUAAAGCUGAUUUUGAAAAGGCUUAUGACUGUGUAGAUUGGGCAUACUUGGAUUGGAUGCUGUGCAGGAUGGGCUUUGAAAUGAAAUGGCGCGGGUGGAUUAGAGAAUGUCUUUCAACAGCAAGGAUUUCGGUAUUAGUUAAUGGGAGUCCGACGGAGGAGUUUGUGAUGGGAAGAGGUUUAAGGCAAGGUGACUCGUUAUCUCUGUUUCUUUUUCUGAUAGUUGCUGAGGGGUUAAAUGGGUUAGUUAGGAGAGCUGAAAUUGAAGGAAUGUUACAUAGCCCAGUAGUGGGUAAUACGGGGUUAACUGUUUCUUUGCUUCAAUUUGCUGAUGAUACGGUGAUUUUGGGGGAUGCUGACAGCGAAAAUAUAUUUGCGGUGAAGACCAUUUUAAGAUGUUUCGAGUUGAUGUCUGGAUUAAGGAUUAAUUUUUCCAAGAGUAGUGUGGUCGGGUAUAAUGUGUCAGAAAGGUGGAUUAAAGGGGCAGCAAGUGUCUUACAUUGUGGUGUUGGGGAAACUUCUUUUAUGUACUUGGGGUUGCCGGUUGGUGGGAAGAUCAGUUGUAAGAAGAUGUGGGAACCGGUUCUGAAAAAAUUUCGAGCCAAGCUUGCCGUCUGGAAGUCUUCUACGUUGUCCUUUGGUGGCCACAUCACUCUACUCAACUCGAUUAGGGGAUGGGGUGGAGGGUUUGUGGAAGAAGGUGAUGUGGGAGAAAUAUUAUGGGGGCAGGGAAGAAGUAGAUAUUACGGCUUUGGAGAGUGUGAGGGUAUCUCGGAUUUGGAGGGAUAUUAUCAGUAUAGGUCAACAAUCUGGAAGGUUACAGGAUAUGUUGGUCAAGGGGUUCAAAUGGGGGGGUCGGGGAGGGUUGUCGAGUGGGGUUCUGGAGUAAGUGAGAUGGGGGGUUGGGAGGCGGGUAGUUGGAGGUGGAAUAUAAUUUGGAGGAGAGGGAGGUUUGGAAGGGAGAAGGAUGAGGAGUUGAGGUUGUGGGAGGUGUUGAAUACAGUUGGUCUUAAGGUGGGAGUUGAAGAUUAUUGGCAGUGGAUUCAUGUUUCAGAUGGGAAAGUAUUCAAGGGAGAUGUGGCUCUUCGGGAGGGGUUGUUGGCUAUGAUACAGGAAAAGACUUUCUUCUGGUGUAAGAAUAAAGUGCAGGGAUGUGUAUUUUCGGUUAGUGAUUGGAAGUUAAAUCCGCAUGGGUGUGCUGCAGCUAUGAGAAAUCAUAAGAGGAGGCAAAAGGAGUUCCGUCUAAACCAAACAGGAAGGGUAUAGAAGUAGCAGUAGCCAGAUGAUUCCUUAUAUUUUGGUUUUCAUUGGGUAUAAUUUAAUUUUGUAUAUGGGUUAGAGUACCCCUUGUACUCCGCAAUAUAAAGUUGAUUUUUGC